AUGUCCGGUCCGGAGUUUCUGAACGCCUCGUAUCUUCGGUCGCGAGCGGACGACGUGUGGAGACGAUGUCGUAGUCGUCCGCCUCCUCAGCCUGAACUCUUGAUUAGAGCUUCAGAAAUGAAGAAUGUAUCCCAUCAGAUGAGCAGCAUUUUAGAAAUGCAGUUCUUCAAACAGCUGAGCUCGUCCUUAAUUUUUUUGAACAACAACUUGACUUGGUGCCCAGUGCCUAAGGUUGCGUCGUCGUCGUGGGCGCGCGCUCUGCUUGGUCUGGACCCAGGCCUCGCUCCCGCUAAGCUCUUCCUACAGGCCACGCUCAGGACUCUCACCAGGCCUGUGAAGCCCGAAGCAGUGUCGAAGGCGGUACGUAGCAGUGCCAGCUUCUUGAUCGUACGUCACCCACUGCACAGGGUAGUGUCGGCCUACCGCAACAAGCUCGAGUUGUCGUACGCGGCCCACGACGGAGAAUAUUUCUACAAGAAUUACGGCAGUUUAAUAGUAAACAAGCACCGAGAGAUGGAAGACGUGCAUUUAUAUAAACAGAUUGAGGCACAUUGGGACGAUUUCUCAAAUUCUUUCUUGUCUGUUAGCGGUUCUAAAGAUAAUGCAGCGCAGAUUACUACGAGAGUUAGUUUCAAAGGUGCAAAUAGAACAAAUAUUGAACAGAAAAUCUUCGGAAUUUUAAAAUGGAAACAAGGGAUUCUUGAUUCUAAGAAACUACAUGAAAUUCCUAAGGAGUACCUUUUCCGUGACCCAACUUUCCCAGAGUUUGUGCAAUAUUUGUUAGCAACCGACAUUGAAAAAUACGAUGAACAUUGGAAGCCAAUUUAUCUCUAUUGUCACGUGUGUCAAGUUCGUUAUAAAUACAUAAUUAGUUAUGAGAACUUACAAGAUGAAGUCAGCGCUUUCAUCAAACAUUUAAAAGUACAAGGUAUUUUGGCGCAGAAGUUUUGCUUGUCGAAUGAAAACCAAAGUGGGACUUCGGCUGACGUUGUCCAGAGAUACUUGUCUCUGCUGUCGGCAGAGACGCGACGCAAACUGAAGCAAAAGUAUGAACGUGAUUUCGACCUUUUCGGUUACACAUGACAUAUAUUAUUGAUUAAUGAUUAGUAUUGAUCAAUGAUGGUUUGAUCAUCAUUACUUCUAUCAUGUGAUAAGAGUCCAUGACAUUUUUAAAAGUAUGAUAUAUAGUUAUUUAUUACUGUGAAGUAAAUUCAUAGUGCCAAUUGUUGUCAUUUUCGUAUAUAUAGUGCGAUUAUUAAGUUUGGAGCUUAUUUUUUAUUUUUAUAAUGAGCCCUAAUAAAUUAGGCAUUGAGUGGUGGAAACAUUUGCAAAAAAUUAAAGUUAGCAAAUAUGAAUUGACUGCACAUUUAUUGACCUAUGACGUUGCAGAGGGGGCGCAGAUAAGUUACUGAGCUGAUUUGAGCUUUUAUUUCAAUAUACAUUUUCAUUAUUACACUUUAUCUUAAAAGGACAUUCCUUGGGUUCACAGACUUUCCAUUUGCACCACGCUCUAUUGCAUAGACAUUAAAUGAUAUAAUAAUAAUUAUGCACGUUAUUGAGUUCAUCGACAACUUGAAAUGGUGAAUAACUUGAUGUAUAAAUAGUCAAAAAAAUAAUCUGAAAUGCACAUUAUAACUUGCAUUGAUGUCUGUCAGUGUGAUUGUAUUAUCAGAUUAUAUGAAGAUACAGUACAAUUUCGUGUCUUGUGUUAAUAUAAAAUUAUUCAAUUGUUCAAUUUUGAAACAAAAUUGAAGUCUUGCGGAGAAAAUCUUUAGGAA
This is a messenger RNA of Hyalella azteca, 1778 nucleotides long. Its product is annotated as carbohydrate sulfotransferase 14. Gene Ontology annotation, cellular component: membrane. Bases 1 to 1083 code for a protein of 360 amino acids. Gene Ontology annotation, biological process: carbohydrate biosynthetic process. The transcript is spliced from 4 exons. Gene Ontology annotation, molecular function: sulfotransferase activity. Lineage: Eukaryota; Metazoa; Arthropoda; Malacostraca; Amphipoda; Hyalellidae. The record is from RefSeq and is a predicted model, not a curated record.